AUGUUGAAACUACUUGUUAUUAGAGACCGAAAUAUCGAAGAUAUCCUAUACUUAGAAUACAACUCCAGAUAUAUCUGUAUAGUGAAUAUAUAUUUUGAAAUUUUAAUAAAACGAAAUUAGAAGUUGCAUGAUGAAAUGUAAUUCAGAAAAUUGAUGUUUAUUGCUACCUUGCGAUUGAAUUUUGCAUCGGCAUAGACGGCGCCACUUUCGGACUCAGUUUUAGUAGCUGGACUACAUUUUUAUCUUUAAGCUGUGUUCACGAUGAUUCUACGUCAAUUUUUUCGUUCAAUACAUACAAAUUAUGUACUUUGCUACACAUCAAAAAAAACAUUGUUAAGCAAAUUGCGCAAGAAAACUGGAUAUACAUUUGUAAAUUGUAAAAAAGCUUUAGAGUUAAAUGACAAUGACAUAGUAAAAGCUGAACAAUGGUUAAGGGAACAGGCUCAGGCUCAAGGAUGGUCUCAAGCAAUGAAAUUAAAAUCCAGGACGACUUCUCAAGGAUUAAUAGCAAUGAUCAUUAAUAAUAAUCAUGGAGCUCUUGUAGAAAUUAAUUGUGAAACAGAUUUUGUUGCAAGAAAUAAGAAGUUCUAUGAGCUAACAGAGAUCAUACUUGCUGCUGUAUUAAAACAUGGAAUGACAAUUGAACAGGAUUCAUUAAUCAAGAAAACUAUAUUAUGUACAGAAGCAAUAAGUAAAUUAUAUGCAGAUGAUGGUAAAAGUUUAAGUGAUCAUUCUGCUUUAACUAUUGGACUUAUAGGAGAAAAUAUUAAUAUAAGGCGUGCAUUAUGUAUGAGUGUACAACCAAGUGUACAUCUAUAUGGUUGCAUACAUCCUACUUCUGUAAACCCAGUAUCUUCAUUAUUUGGACGAUAUGGAGCAUUCGUGGUUUUAAAAUCUGAUAAAAAGAAAAAUACUUUGGGAAUGCAACUUUGUCAGCAUAUUAUUGGCAUGAACCCAACCAAAAUUGGUGAUGCAAAGGUAGAUCAGCCCCAUGAUAAUGUAGAUGACGAACCUGUUAUGCUGUAUCAAGAAUUUUUAUUUGAUCCUAGUAUAUCUAUACAGCAGUUAUUGCAAAGUGAGCAGACUGAAAUCUUGGACUUUGUACGCUUUGAAAUGGGUGAAACACUCGAAGACAGACAAGAAUUGGAUUCUGUAGAAACUUGUGGUUAAAACGAUUGGAAUUCGUUUAAUAGAUCUAUAUAUUAUAUCUUGUACAUAUUU
Bombus terrestris (buff-tailed bumblebee) is the source of this 1221-nucleotide messenger RNA. It is a transcript of the gene mEFTs, whose product is annotated as elongation factor Ts, mitochondrial. Gene Ontology annotation, cellular component: mitochondrial matrix. The record is from RefSeq and is a predicted model, not a curated record. Gene Ontology annotation, molecular function: protein binding; translation elongation factor activity. Gene Ontology annotation, biological process: mitochondrial translational elongation. The coding region runs from base 262 to 1170 and encodes 302 amino acids. The transcript is spliced from 4 exons. Lineage: Eukaryota; Metazoa; Arthropoda; Insecta; Hymenoptera; Apidae.